This is a messenger RNA of Achroia grisella, 4455 nucleotides long. RefSeq names its product disheveled-associated activator of morphogenesis 1-like. The record is from RefSeq and is a predicted model, not a curated record. NCBI's taxonomy places the organism in Eukaryota, Metazoa, Arthropoda, Insecta, Lepidoptera, Pyralidae. Gene Ontology annotation, molecular function: small GTPase binding; actin binding. Gene Ontology annotation, biological process: actin cytoskeleton organization; positive regulation of actin filament polymerization.
ACUACAGUUGAAGUGUCUUAUUGAUUGCAAUAUUGAGUGUUGUUUGUUAAUUGUAGAUGAAACGACAUGAAACGUGCUAGUACGAAAAAGAAAGAUAGUAAAAGAUUUCAUUUCUCGCUACGCAAAAAGGAUUUAGCAGCUAGCAAUGAUGAGCCGCCGGAGAUUACAUACUGCGUGGUGGGCGGCGAUGGUGGUCUGGCACUGCAGGCCGUCACACCCACGCACCCCAUGCCCCCACAAGAGGAGUUGGACGCUAAGUUUGCCGAGCUGGUGGAGGAGCUGGACUUAACAGCAGUCAAUAAAGCAGCAAUGAUGGAGUUACCCGCUGCAAAGAAAUGGCAAAUAUACUGCAGCCGACGACCGCCUCCAGGUCAAGCCCCACCUCUGGCUACCGCACCUCAAGUUGAGGAGUACAUCAAGGCACUGAAUGAAAUCUCUGAUGCCUUUAUUUCAUCGGAAGGUGUACCACCACCGGAAGCUUGCGCCUUAGUAGAUGGAUUAAAAACUGCACUUCGAACCCGAGCACAUAGCUUCGUACUUCACUUUGUCAAGCAAGGCGGCUUGGCCCUUCUGAGCGUGUUGCAACGUGCAUCAAGGGACGAUGCACUCACUAGACAUAAUCUCAUCGCAGCCAUAAAGGCUUUGAUGAAUAACUCGACUGGCCGUGCCCAUGUUUUAGCGCAUCCCACCAGUAUAGACCUGAUUGCACAGUCGCUAGAUACAGAGAAUGUGAAGACAAAAGUAGCCGCAUUGGAAAUACUCGGUGCUGUAUGUUUGGUGCCGGGAGGACACAAGAAGGUACUAGAGGCCAUGAUUCACUAUCAAAAGUAUGCCGGCGAGCGAGCCCGGUUUCAAGGGAUAGUGAACGAACUUGACCGCAGUACGGGGGCUUACCGUGAUGACCUCGGGGUGAAGACUGCCAUCAUGUCAUUCAUCAAUGCCGUCUUAAAUUACGGACCUGGAGAGGACAGUCUGGAGUUCAGACUGCAUCUGAGAUAUGAGUUGCUCAUGUUGGGGAUACAACCAGUAAUCGAAAAACUAAGGAAAUAUGAGAACGAAACUUUGGACCGACACAUCGAGUUUUUCGAGAUGGUUCGGAACGAAGACGAAAAAGAACUUGCCAGGAGAUUUGACAAAGAGCACGUGGACACCAAGAGUGCGGCGUCGAUGUUCGAGAUCCUGAGAAGGAAGCUUAGUCACACCGCUGCCUAUCCACACAUGUUGUCAUUGUUGAAACAUCUACUUCUGUUGCCAUUGGAAUACAAUCCUCACUCGCAGCACUGGUUGCUGGUGGACCGCGUGGUGCAGCAGGUGGUGCUGCAGCAGCCCGGCGCCGGCAGCCGCGCCAACAGCGAGCAGGGCAGCCUGCCAGAUGUCAACACAGACCCGGCCAAGAUCUAUGACCCUGACGUCGCUCCCCUUGAAAUUAAUGUAGGAGAAAUAGUGCACCUUUUAGCCAAAGAAGAAGAACUCGUUGCUGCCAGAUCAAAAGCCGAGAAUUUAGAACGAGAAAAUAUCGAUUUGGCUACGGAACUUGCCAAAAAGGAGAAGCAAGUUGACCAGCAGUCCCAGGAGCGCGAAGAACUGGAGGAUGUGGUGUCAAGACUCAAGGAGCGACUUGAGCGCGAGACCGCUGCGCACAUGGAGAGUGGCGAGAGGGCACGUGCUGCUGCCACCAGGGCGCUGCAGCUCGAACAGCAGUUAAAUCAAGAACGAUCUGAAAGAGUCAGAUUCGAGAAACUAGUCAGUGAAGGAAGUAUACCUGAUGACGCCAAGGUGAGCAACCUGAAGAGCGCAGUGAUAGAGAGCUGCGCGGCGCCGCCGCCGCCGCCGCCGCCGGCGCCGCAGCCGCCGCUGGCGCCGGGCGCGCCGCCCGCCGCGCCGCCCCCCGCGCCGCUUGCGCCGCCCGCGCCCUCCCUCCCCAAGCCCAAGAAGAACGUGCCCACCCCCGGGAACCCGCUCAAGAGCUUCAACUGGAGCAAGCUGCCCGACGCCAAGCUCCACGGCACCAUCUGGCAGGAGCUCGAUGACACCAAGUUGUACAACGCUAUGGAUCUGCAUACUAUCGAUAAAAUGUUUUGCGCGUAUCAGAAGAAUGGUGUGCAGAAUGAGGGUUCCGUGGAAGACUUACGGCAGUUGGGAUCUAAGCCUCGAACUAAAAUCUUGUCUGUCAUAGACGGACGUCGUGCACAGAACUGUACUAUCUUGCUUUCCAAGCUUAAGAUGUCGGACGAAGAAAUAUGUCGAGCGAUAUUACGGAUGGAUAGCAAUGAACAACUACCCAUCGACAUGGUGGAACAGUUGCUCAAGUUCACACCCAGUGCCGAGGAAGCUGCAUUGCUAGAAGAACACCAGGACGAGCUUGACAGCAUGGCGAGAGCUGAUCGGUUCCUAUACGAGAUCUCUAAAAUCCCGCACUACUCGCAGCGCGUACGCACGCUGCUGUUUAAGAAGAAAUUCUCAGUAGCGGCUGCUGAAGCGCAGGCGCGCGCUUCCACCGUGCUGCGCGCCGCCCGCGAGAUGACGCGCUCGCGCCGCCUGCGAGCGCUGCUCGAGGUCGUGCUCGCGCUCGGCAACUACAUGAACAGGGGUGCUCGCGGCAACGCUUCCGGGUUCCGAUUGACGUCGCUCAAUAAACUUGCUGAUACGAAGUCCAGCGUCUCGCGGAAUACUACCUUGCUACAUUACCUCGUAGAAAUGCUUGACACACAGUUCAAGGACAUCCUGCUGCUGGAGGAGGACGUGCCGCACGUGCGCGCGGCCGCCAAGGUGUGCGUGGAGCAGCUCGAGAAGGACGUGGGCGCGCUGCGCGGCGGGCUGCGCGAGGUGGCGCGCGAGCUCGACUACCACGCCGCGCUGCCCGCGCCCACCGACCACGACGCCUUCCUGCCAGUCAUGCGAGACUUCCACGCGCACGCCGUCUGCACCUUCACGCAACUCGAGGAUCUCUUCCAGGACAUGAAAAGUCGAUUGGAGAAGUGCGCACACACGUUCGGCGAGGAAGCAAGCGCGUCGCCCGAGCAGCUGUUCGGUGCACUGGACGCCUUCCUGCAGCAGCUGGCCGACGCACGCGCAGAGUGUGAUGCGGCCAGGCGACGCCGCGACGAAGAGCAGCGACGCACGCGGCACGAGCAGGAGCUUAAAAAACGCACUUUAGAACGCAAACAAGCCUCAAGCCUGCUUAGUUCUGUGGGAAAGUCGCUAGGCAAAUCAAAUGGAUCUGCAGACUGUAACGGCCAUGCCAACGGAGACACAUCUCGCGACGGCACCCUCACAAAUGGUCAGAAAGGUGAGUUCGAUGACCUCAUCUCGGCCUUAAGAACCGGGGACGUGUUUGGAGACGACGUAGCUAAGUUCAAAAGAUCUCGAAAAACUUCCAAAGCCAAUCAUAAAGGACGGGAUUCGCCACCGCGAGGGGUCUGCAGGGAGGACUCUAGAGAAAGACAAAAGAAUUGAAGAUUCGGCUUAAGCGAAAGGUUGUGCAAUCAACACUUGAAUAUUAUAUUUAAUUAAACUGUAAGCCUACAGCCGUAGAGUAAUUUCAAUACGUGAUAUAUUUCGUUUUUUGACAUUUUGAAUUUUUGAACGUGAUAAGACUUUUGAGUCACAAAUAUUGAGAUUAUAUACGAGUAUUGUGUGAGUAGGAAUCUUGUGGAACAAUGUAUGGCAAUUUAUAUGGCUAUUCUGUAAGGAUACCACACGUUAUCGAUAUCUAUUGACCACCGUAAGGGAACUGACGACUGGGUUGCUACGAUGAGCCAUGACUAAGAUAAAACAGAACACAGAAAGUAAAAUAAGAGAUACAUGUUGUUUUAUUUGUCAAAAAUAAAACUUUUAUAAAUCAAAUAAAAUUCUCAGCUCAUAUCGACUAUAAUGAGUGGGUUCUAGUUUCAAACCAGUCACUAGUUUGUUGAUGAUAAUAUAUCUUUAAUAAAAAUAGGAAAUAAAUAUUACUCGAAAGAAAUUAGUAAUUAUAUUGUAGAUAUUUAAAAUGGUUUAUAUGAGCCAUAGUUUUACAUGUAGUAAGCAUGGUGACUAGUUUACAAAAAUUUUCAACACCAAUAAUAUUGUGUCAUAAAAUUGAAUUAAGACAACAACGAAUAUCCGCGGCCAUUAUUUAGGUACCUGUUCCUUUAACUAUACAACAUAUUCUUAAAAAAAAACACAAAUCUGGUGCCUAAAUAUGUAAGAUUUUCGGAUUAUUUUUAAUUUUUGACAAUUUGGCCUUUGGCUAUCGACUGAUGAAGUCAAAGACUGGCAUAUUAUUCCAUAGACCUAAUGAUAUAGAAUGUACUGAUAAGCGAUGUGUGAUUUGAGUAACCAUAGAGUAGUUACUGAUUUUUCAUUAGAGUUAUUGUAAUCAGUAGAAUUUGUUUGACCGUCCUUACAGUUGAUAUUUUAAUUUUUUUUUAAGUUUAAGAUUAGUUUCAAUAAUACCUCUAAAGGUGCCGGAAU